UCAUUGUGGUAGAUUCCAAUUCUUGAGGCUCUUCUUUCUUGGAACAAAUUUCAAUUGUUGCUCUCAUAUUCUCACUGUUCGAUCGGAUCACCAAGUUGGUGAUCUAAUUGCAUAUAUAUUUAAGUUUAACCGACUUAGUGCGAUUUUCCCCUUGCCUUUAUUGCAAGAAAGUGUCCGGGGUAUUGUGGUCAUAGGGAAAUAUAUAGGGCACUUGGCGGGGUUUGGAAAAGAAACAAGUCUGCCAGACCAAAAGAAACCCAUCGAGUCAGAAAAUAAUAGAAUCAUCCCACAAGUCAUUUAAAAACCAGUCGAGAGGGUAAAGGGCCAAACCAAAGACAACAUUGCCAAGGCAAGCUAUAACCAGAAAACCCCAAAAUUUCAGCCAAGAAAAGAAAGGAAUUCUCUCCUUCUCCCUACACAAAAAAUAACAGCUCUAUAUCUCCUCUCUCUCUCUCUCUCUCCUCUCUCCUCCCUUCCCAGUUCUUCAUUCUCUCUCUCUCACACACACAUAUUUCUCUCUCUAGAUGGCAGCAUUUUUCAGCAGAAUUUCCAUUUUCAAGAUUUUUCUUGCAUUUACUCUAUGUUUCUCAGAUAUUGGUUUUCUACAAGGAGCUACAUCACUUGGCAUCAACUAUGGCCAACUUGGCGACAAUUUACUUCCGCCAGAGAAAGUCCUGGACCUCUUGAGCUCCCUCAAGAUCACGAAAGUGCGAAUCUACGACACGAAUCCUCAAGUCCUCACGGCAUUUGCCAAUUCUGGCGUCGAGCUAAUGGUGACGAUCGAAAACGCAAUGUUAGGCCAGUUGAUGAACCCUCAAGCAGCCUUCCAAUGGGUUAGCUCCCACAUCAAGCCUUAUUUCCCAGCCACCAACAUCACCAGCAUUGCCGUAGGCAACGAGGUCUUCACAGAUGAUGACACAACAGUACUCUUAUCCAAUCUUGUCCCGGCCAUGGUCAGCAUCCAGACGGCACUAGCUCAGCUAGGCCUUGAUUCCUACAUUAAAAUCUCCACCCCUUGUUCUCUGGCGGUCCUCAAAGAAUCCUACCCGCCUUCAGCAGGGAGUUUCAAACCCGAGGUGGCUCAGGUCAUGACACAACUGUUACAGUUCUUGCAAAGCACAAAGGCACCUUUUUGGAUCAAUGCCUAUCCAUAUUUUGCAUACAAGGGUGAUCCAAACAGAGUCUCUUUGGACUAUGUACUAUUUAACGCCAACCAAGGGAUGGUCGACCCUUUCACCAAGCUACACUAUGACAACAUGUUGUAUGCACAAGUAGAUGCAGCCAUUUAUGCCAUGGCUAGGUUAGGGUUCAAUGGUAUUGAGGUCAAGGUUUCGGAAACGGGCUGGCCAUCCAGGGGGGACUCGAACGAAAUCGGUGCAACGCUACAGAAUGCUGCCACUUACAACAGGAAUCUGUUGAGAAGGCAGCUCCAGAAUGAAGGCACUCCUCUGAGGCCUAAAUUGAGGCUGGAGGUCUAUGUGUGCUUGUUCAAUGAGGAUAUGAAGCCCGGACCAACGUCAGAAAGGAACUACGGACUAUUUCAGCCGGAUGGGACUAUGGCUUACAAUGUUGGACUGUCUGCCAUAUCAACUAGUAGAACACCAACUUCAUCAUCAACAACAUCAGCUUCCAUUUCUGAUGUCUUUUCCUCUGCUACAAAGGCAGCAACCAUGGAAUAUCGUCAAAGCUGGGUGGGCUGGAUUACUGUUUGCAUGGUGACCUUCCAUGUUUUUAUGGGAAGGCCAUUUUAAGCAAAUGGGGGAGCUUAUGUAAAUAUCACAUUUUGGGGUGAGAAAAAAAAAAGAUUAAAUUCAAAAGCUCCUAUUCUUCAAAAACAAGACUACUUCAUCAGGCCAUGACCUUCAUCAACAUUGAGUUGUCAUGCAGCAGCUUAGUUAUUAGCUAGUAUUCUGUUAGAGGAGACACAAAGCCAUUAUUUGACUUUAGUAACUGUGACAAAGUCCUCAAGAUCAUCAUAUUGUAAAAACCAUUAUCCCUCAAUUUAAUUUCAAUGUCAUUGCUAUUUUUACAAAAA
Molecule: messenger RNA, 2035 nt
Organism: Pyrus x bretschneideri (Chinese white pear)
Lineage: Eukaryota; Viridiplantae; Streptophyta; Magnoliopsida; Rosales; Rosaceae
Product: glucan endo-1,3-beta-glucosidase 11
Biological process (GO): carbohydrate metabolic process
Cellular component (GO): plasma membrane
Molecular function (GO): hydrolase activity, hydrolyzing O-glycosyl compounds
Source: RefSeq, a predicted model, not a curated record